Molecule: messenger RNA, 1632 nt
Organism: Necator americanus (New World hookworm)
Lineage: Eukaryota; Metazoa; Nematoda; Chromadorea; Rhabditida; Ancylostomatidae
Exons: 13
Coding region: 1-1632 (543 amino acids)
Biological process (GO): transmembrane transport
Cellular component (GO): membrane
Molecular function (GO): transmembrane transporter activity
Source: RefSeq, a predicted model, not a curated record
AUGAGAUCCACGACGCUUCUCUCACCACGACUGACAAUCGAUCCAAACAAGGUACCGACGGUCACUGUACAUUCAUCAGACGGGCUUUCACCAAACACAAGAAUUCUCAUCACAAAACUUGAGCGUACUAUGCUCCGAAAAAGUCGAUCGCUGAUGUCAUUAAUGUGUGGUGGUCGUCGAAAAGCAAAAGACAGAGAUGAAGGACGACUUAACGGUGGUGACGCUUCCAUUUCACAUGCUCUUAUAGUCAUCUUUCUCGAGUAUUUCGCUUGGGGUUUACUCACUGUCCCUAUUAUCAAUGUUCUCGCAGAGACAUUUCCGAAUAAUAAAUUUCUAAUGAAUGGUUUGGUCCUGGGAAUAAAGGGUAUUUUAUCCUUUUUGAGCGCACCACUUGUUGGAGCGUUAUCGGACGUCUAUGGCAGGAAGAUAUUCCUAAUACUUACGGUAUUCUGCACUUGUAUGCCUAUACCAUGUUUGAAGAUAAGUCCAUGGUGGUACUUCGCUUUAUUCAGCAUUAGUGGUUUAUUCUCUGUUACGUUCAGUGUUAUACUAGCCUAUGUUGCUGAUAUCACAGAGAAGCAGGAUCGCUCUGCGGCCUAUGGGCUUGUAUCAGCGACAUUUGCUGCAUCACUAGUCACCUCACCAGCGCUUGGCGCAUGGAUAUCUGAUGACUAUGGUGAUGGAGCUGUAGUUCUAUUGGCAACAAUUAUUGCUGCUGUAGACGUACUAUUUAUUGUGUUUCGCGUACCAGAGUCUUUGCCAGUGAAACGAUCUGCAAGCGAUGUGAUAAGUUGGGAAAGUGCUGAUCCAUUCGCGACAUUGCGGCUUGUGUGGGAAGACAGAUUGGUGCUACAAUUAGCGGUUAUCGUGUUCCUCUCGUAUCUUCCGGAAUCGGGUCAAUUUUCUUGUUUCUUUGUGUACUUGAAAUUGGUUGUUGGAUUUUCCCCAGAAGCAGUAGCAGCAUUCAUAGGACUAGUCGGAAUUCUAUCAGUUGUUGCUCAAACCGGAGUUCUGCAACUGCUGACCACCUAUUUCGGAAUGAAGCAUGUGAUAACGUUAGGUCUUCUUUUCCAACUGGUUCAGCUCACAUGGUAUGGCCUCGGUACACAAUACUGGAUGAUGUGGGCAGCUGGUGUACUGGCGGCAAUGAGUAGUAUAACAUAUCCUUCGAUUAGCGCUUUCGUAAGUAUACUGUCGGAUAAGGAUAAGCAAGGUACUGUACAAGGAGUUGUCACGGGGAUUCGAGGGUUAUGCCAAGGCUUCGGGCCUGCCCUUUUCGGCUUCAUUUUCUAUCUGUUUGAUGUUGACCUUAAUUUGGAUGGAGAAGCACCUGGAGGUCAUGCCGUACAAUUUCCAAUUGUUCGAAUACGACCUCCUCAACCACAAGAGAAAAUUUUGACUCCCACAAGAAAUGACACGUUAUGGGUUGCAGAGCGACCCGCCUUUACUUGGCAACUAAUACCCGGACCCCCAUUCUUAGCGGGGGCCAUGUUGGUUUUGUUAGCCCUUAUGUUCAAUUCCGCAUUACCUGCGUCACCAGGAGCGAGUAAAUACUUCCGAAGGUCACCCACACAUUCACGACAGUCGUCUGACACAGCUCGAUUGUUGCACACAGACAACGGGCACUGCUAA